AUGGAGAGAUUUUCUGGGGAGGAUAUAAGCGCUUGGUGCUGUAGGAAAGGGAAAGAUCCCAAGAGAUGUUUGAGUGUAGGAGGAGAUUUUACCGAAUUUUCUGACGAAGAAAUAAUAGAAAAAUUGGCAAGAUUGUAUGGUAUAAUUAAGCCCCGGAUAGUAGACAAAUGGAUAGGAGGACUAGGAAAGAUAGCAGCAGUGUUAAUAGAGACUGACAGAGAACUGGAUGUCGAGGUGAUACCUUUAGUGGUAGUGGCAAAUGAAGAGAUUGGAAGGAGGUGGAGUAUUAUGUGGCCCAACACACAGAGUAAAGAAGUGACUAGUGCACCUAUAACAGUCUCUCCCCCCAGCAACCCCAAUAGGGGCGAAGAGAGUGGUGAAGGAGGGGAUAUGGACACUCACAACAUAAGUGCCAAUGCAAGCAACAAUCAGUUCGAAGCUGUCAUGGACAGGGUGGUCACCCAACUAGAGAGGUGGCAUUACGAGGGGAGCUACCGACGACUGCGGAUAUUCUCUGGAAUCACUCCCAUACCAUUGGGAGAAGAGACGUAUGAGGCUUGGAAAGAAGCCGCGGUGCAACAAACCGAAGAAUGGCAGUGCCCAGACUGCAUUAAAAGACAAAGGGUGGUAGAAAACCUGAGAGGGCCAGCUAUGGGGAUUAUUCAGGCAGCCAGGCGCAGUAAUCCUAAUGCUACAUUGGAGACCUACUUUGAAUCAUUAGACUACGCUUACGGAACGCUUGAAGAUGUAGGAGAACUUACUUCUAGGCUACAUCAUACCCUUCAAGAACCAGGGGAGAAGUUAAGUACAUUUCUAAUCAGAUUGGAUAAAUUACUAUAUAAGAUAGUAGAUAAAGGGGGUAUAGCUAAGGAAGACGUUGAUAAAAACCGGAUGAAACAAUUACUGCGAGGCGCUUCCACUAUGGAUUCGGUUGCCCAGAAAUUGAGAUGUUCAGGUGCAAGAGAACCUCCUCCCACCUUUAAUGAGUUACUGAAAGAAAUAAAACAGGAUGAGGUAUUAAUAGAUAUGAGAGAGAAAGUAGUGAAAAAGGUCAAAGUGGUUCAACCGGUAGCUGAAAGUAGCACCUUCGAAGAUAAGAUACUGAAGAUGAUGGAUGAACAGAAUAAAAAAAUAGAACAAUUUAUCGCAGCGCAAAAUGCUAGUGCCGAUGUUUCCCCGCCAAGAUCUAACGAUAACACCCUAGUGAGGGGAUCAGGUCGAGGAAACAGUAACUGGAACAGUAGCUAUGGACGAGGAUGCUUUAGAUGUGGGAGGACUGGACAUCGGGCUUUCGAAUGUAACGCAGCUAGGAACACGAGCCGGAGUAACCCCAGGAUCGACUAA
This is a messenger RNA of Pseudophryne corroboree (corroboree frog), 1344 nucleotides long. RefSeq names its product paraneoplastic antigen Ma1 homolog. Lineage: Eukaryota; Metazoa; Chordata; Amphibia; Anura; Myobatrachidae. The transcript has a single exon. The record is from RefSeq and is a predicted model, not a curated record. Gene Ontology annotation, molecular function: zinc ion binding; nucleic acid binding. Bases 1 to 1344 code for a protein of 447 amino acids.